AUGGCCCCGGCACCAACCAUUGAGGUCCGGGACCUUUCGUACAGAUUCCCCGACUACUCGACCGGCGUGCGCAACAUCAGCCUCGACCUCCCGGCCCGGUCGCGCACGCUGCUCAUCGGGGCCAACGGUGCCGGAAAGACGACGCUACUCCGCCUCCUGGCGGGCAAGCGCCUGGCGCCGGGCGGCACCAUCCUGGUGGGCGGCGCCGACCCGUUCACGCAGGGGCUGGAGGGCGUGACGUACCUGGGACUGGAGUGGGUUCUUAACCCCAUCGUCCGGACCGACAUUGGCGUGCGCGAACUCCUGGCCUCGGUUGGCGGGGACGCCUACCCCGACAGGCGCGACGAGCUGGUCCACAUGCUCGACGUCGAUGUCAAUUGGCGCAUGCACGCCGUCUCGGACGGCGAGCGCCGCCGCGUCCAGCUGGCCAUGGGCCUCGUCAGGCCCUGGACCGUCCUCCUCCUCGACGAGAUCACCGUCGACCUCGACGUCCUUAGCCGCGCAGAGUUCCUCGCCUGGCUAAAGGCCGAGACCGAGCGCCGCGAGUGCACUAUCGUCUACGCCACCCACAUCCUCGACAAUCUCGCCGGCUGGCCUACACACCUCGUUCACAUGCACCUGGGCUCCGUCAAGCAGUGGGACAGGGCCGACAAGAUCCUCGCCGAGGUCGACCCCACCGUGGCCGCCACGGGGAACAGCCGCCUCGGCGAACUCGUCCUCAGCUGGCUGCGCGAUGACAUCAGGCAGAGGGGGCCGCGGAGUCAUGCCAAGAUUAAGCCCGAGGGCAAGACCUACGGAUUUGGCGGUAUCCAGGUUGGCGGAUAUGGCGACGAAUCCAAGGCCAAGCCGUCGUAG
Messenger RNA from Geosmithia morbida, 855 nucleotides. Its product is annotated as CCR4-NOT complex subunit CAF16. The coding region runs from base 1 to 855 and encodes 284 amino acids. NCBI's taxonomy places the organism in Eukaryota, Fungi, Ascomycota, Sordariomycetes, Hypocreales, Bionectriaceae. The record is from RefSeq and is a predicted model, not a curated record. The transcript has a single exon. Gene Ontology annotation, molecular function: ATP binding; ATP hydrolysis activity.